Molecule: messenger RNA, 1133 nt
Organism: Psylliodes chrysocephalus
Lineage: Eukaryota; Metazoa; Arthropoda; Insecta; Coleoptera; Chrysomelidae
Source: the annotation of a GenBank genome assembly
GGCCACAAAAAAUUAUAAAGAUGUAAAAACUAACCUCUAAAAUUUUAAAUCAUUUCUAUUAUUUACAUUUGAAAAGAUGUUAAUAGUUUUAAAUUUUACAAAAAAUUUUGAAGUAUUAUUAGUAUAAUUAUACAAAAAAUGUUGAAUGGCGCUUCAUUUAUUUCAAAGUUAUUAAAAAUAUGUCCAUUAAAAAAUAAAAAUACAGUUAAUUCUAGUAUCCGGCAUUUUCGAACAUCUAUUUCCAAUUAUCAUGGAGAAUUUGAAUGGCAAGAUCCCAAAUCUGAAGAUGAAGUAGUAAGAAUUACAGUAAUAUUAAAAACUGGAGAAAAAGUUCCUAUCAAAGGCAAAGUAGGAGAUAAUUUACUAUAUUUAGCUCAUAGGUAUCAAGUUCCAAUGGAAGGCGCCUGUGAAGCAUCCUUAGCUUGUACAACUUGUCAUGUUUAUGUAAAAAGCAAGCAUUCUGAGACAUUACCAGCAGCCACUGAAACGGAGGAAGAUCUUUUAGAUAUGGCUCCAUUUUUAAAGGAAAAUUCGAGGUUGGGAUGUCAAAUUACAUUGACCAAAGAUCUGGAAGGACUUGAGUUGAAGGAAUAUGAAGUCAUCGGGCGUAAGUUGCCCACUGAAAAGGAGAAAAACACUCCUUUAUAUAAAAUGAGAAUAUUCUCUCCCGAUCCAAUUGUGGCUAAAUCACGUUUUUGGUAUUUCUUGAGGCAACUUAGGAAGUUUAAGAAAACAACUGGUGAAAUCGUAUCCGUUAGACUAAUACCUGAAAAGACUCCAGUUAAGAUAAAGAAUUUCGGUAUAUGGUUGAGGUAUGACUCCCGGUCUGGAACACACAACAUGUACAGGGAAUACAGAGACCUUAGCGUCUCUGGAGCUGUAACAGCUUGCUAUAGGGAUAUGGGCGCCCGCCACAGAGCUAGAGCUCAUGCUAUUCAAAUCAUCAAAGUGGAACAGGUUAAAGCAUCUGACACCAGGAGGCCACAAGUUAAACAAUUCCAUGAUUCAAAAAUUCGUUUCCCACUACCCAAACGUAUUCAACAUAGGUCAAUGAAUCGUUUCUCUGUCCGCAAACCCAGAACAUACUUUUUGUAAUAUGUUAAAUGCUGUGGAUAAAUAAAUUCGUUUAUAUA